AAGUCGGGCUCAGAUGUCCGCUUGCGAACCGAGCGUUGCCAAGCGAAAUGGCGUUACGCGAUUUACGCAGGUCUCUGCGCAGGGGAAGUGGACUUGGGCACGGAAGGUGAGAGUCAGCGCCAUCCAGCGCAAGGUGGCCUACCUGGCCUUGAAAGCGCGGUGGAAGUGGAAUGAAGCCGAGUUCAUCUGUCAGCGCUUGACGGAGGAAUGGCAACGACCACCAUUAUUGGCUCUCUUGCUGCCAGUCGCGGCAGCGAAUUCCUUUUUGCUGGAACUGGAGGGCCUCUCAGAGAAGGGAGUUGUGAUUGAAGGCUUUGCGGAGACAACGUACUGCGGCCAGGAGGUUUGCCUGUGGGUUUUGAGGUGGGCAAACGAGAACCCCGCUUCGGAUCCUCCUGCCAUCACCCUGGAGCACUUUGCAUCGAUGGUAACAGCAGUCAUGGCGCCUUUCCAUCCGCCGGAUUCUGGGCCAUUUCUUUGGCCGCUGCAUGACAAAGACAUCGCUUCAGCUAUCGCCAUGUGCGAGUACGCUGGGGUAGAUGCGCCUUGGUGGAGAAAGGUGCUUUGGGCUUUGAGGAUAGUGCAGCCACCAGGUGGAGCGGUGCUUGAAGAAUGCAUCCUAGACCACUACGGGCGUGAGGUCAGCUAUGUUUUUGCUUGGGCAAACGUCUUCACUCGCUUCCUGUGGGUGCUGACGACGGUUUGCUUCGUUUUCCACCUCUGCGGCGCGCGGGCGCAGCUGGGUGGCUUCCAAGGCGUGCUGUGGUACAUCAUGCAGUUCCUGAUCCUUUGCUGGGCAGUUUGCCUCAAUGCGCUCACCGGUUCCCGCCGGUCUGUGCUGCGAAGUGGCGGAGGCUUGCCGUCGAACACGAAUCAGAACCAGGUGAACUUCCGGGGCUUGGACCCCAGCAACGAGCCGAAGCGCGCGCGGCGCAAGAAGGAGGUGGAGCCAGCGCCGGGCCCGGCGCCGGCGCCGGAGUUGCCGGAGCCGUCCCCGCCGGAGUCGCCGCAGCCGUCCCCGCCGGCGAGUACGGCGCAGCUCCUUGGAGCCAAGACCACCAUGCUGGAUGGCGUGCACCGGCAGUCUAUGGGGGUCAGCAACAUGAAAACUUGCCGCGGUCUUGCUGCAGCCACGACAUAUACUUGGGAGGGCACCAAAGUCAUGAGCAAGGAUGCCUUGUCUCCGCAGCGCCUGUUGGAAGGUGUCCAGGAGGUGCCGGCAGAUCGUCGCAGCGAGCUAGCUGAAAAGCUGCAGCGCGCGCUGGUAAAGGCCAAGUUCAUUGGCUGGGAAUCCAAGCAGCGCCGCGGCGGAAUUUGGCCUGAGCCACUUUGGGGCUCGUGCACUUGGCUGAGGCUGUUGGUCCGGCGCCUGAACCCCGACUACUCGCAGAGCCGGUGCCCGAAGGCGUGGACGGCCUUUGCGUUGCUCACCACGGCAGCAGUGAUGGCAGCUUUCCUGCUGCUUGCGAUCAACGUUCUGUUCUUCUUCUUGAACUUGAAGACAUACUUGAUCUACGUGUGGGGCGAGUGCUUGGAGCGCCAGUGCAAGAGCCCAGCGAAUGUCCAUGGCUUCAAAGGGCUGCUGGCGGACAUCUCCGCCGAUAUCGCGCUUGCCCUGGUGCUCGUGGUGCUGCUCGGUGAAGUAUGCAAAGCUUUGGCAAUGCAACUGGCCAAGCUUUGGAACUUCAAGUACAUGCGUCGGCGCCAAUAUAUGCAAGCGAUGCUGUCCCUCUUUAUCGAGGUCCUGGCCAAGGUUGGGCUCUUCUCGAUGAUGGCAUUUGUUUUCCUGCCUGGAUGGCAUGCAGAGCCAGAAAAGGGUGUGCUGCCAGACGUGCGCGAGGCGUGCGGGGGUUACGUGGACUUUGAGAUUUGCUCGUGGAUGUUUGACUGCGGCCCUGAAGAUCAGCUGUGCUGUGCUGGCUCGUUCCUGUGCGCAAAGGACCUGUUAACAUUUGGGGAGCGACUGGAUCUUUUCCAUCAAUGGCUCUGGGCCCCGUUUAUCGUAUGCCCUUUCGUGGACAUGAUCCCGGCAGUUUUGGCGCCCUUGAUUGCCAAGCGGCUGUCCAAAUGGGCAGAUUAUGUGGGCCCGGGCACUGAGGGCCAGAAGCUGGGGCUGGGCCGCCGCUGUCUCAAUGGAUGGGCGAGCUGUUUUUGCUGCUGCUGCGGUAGGUGGCUCUCGCGCCUGCUGGCCUUGAUCUUCGUGCUGGAUGCAGAAGUUACCGGCCUGCGCUACCUGUGCUUUGGCCGCACCUUCGGCACCACGCAGCUGGACACGAUGGACAUGGACGACGACUACUGUGAACGAUGCCUGGAUGGGCCGCUGGAACAAGUUGUCCUCCGCGAGUUUGAUGCCUUGGAUGAGCUUAAGGACCUGAAGCUGAACUUCCUCUUUGUGGUGCUUUUUGCCCCGGUCUUGCCGUGGGCCAUCAUUCCCUCGCUCUUGGCCCGGUUGGUGGAGUUGCGCAUCAAGAUCCCGAAGCUCUUCCUGGUCCGCCGCCGCAGCUUUCCUCGGGAUGCCCACUUAGUUCAUAGCACGCAAGAGAGCUUUACAGAUGUGGUGACAACGUUCACAGUGUUUUGGUAUCUGGGCCUGUCACUGGUGACGUUCAACACCGAGCUCCACACGUGGAACCGGACAAUGCUGUCCUGCACAUGGCUGGGGUCAGGGCUCCUGGGCUCUGUGCUUGUGUGUUUGACAGUUCGCGUCUUGAGGAGGCAAGUUGAGAAGCGAUUUGGCGCUUGCUCCUGACAUCGACUAAGAGCUGCGAGGUUUUGACCAGUCGCAGGCCCCUUCCUGGAGCCAGCAGCACUGGCAGCGAUGGCUUUUCCUGAAUUGAUGCUGCCCCGCUUCGAAGAAGCAGCGACCUGCACUUGUGCCAAAUGGAUAAUAGAUUGCAAGGCUUGUUUUGGAAGAGUCUUCUCUACGCGGAUCCAUCUUUAAAAGAUGGCCACAAGGGGAGCAAGAAUUCAACAAUUUAUCAGGCGAGGCGCUGGUGUUUGCAUGAACAGUGCGUGCAACACCGCUUCGGCCAAUGUUCGGCGGGGUUGCGGAGCCCUUCCUCGAGGGUGACGUUUUAGGGGGCUCAGAUGGUGAUGCUUGUCG
Molecule: messenger RNA, 3103 nt
Organism: Effrenium voratum
Lineage: Eukaryota; Dinophyceae; Suessiales; Symbiodiniaceae
Source: the annotation of a GenBank genome assembly